AUGCCAAACAUCAUCUGGAUCCCGUUUCGGGAGACACAAGCUGUCGAUCUAAUCACAGGACUGGGCGACACCAUCGAGAAGCAGCUGAACCAACCUCGAGACAAGUUUACAGCCGACCUGAAAACAGCCAACGACCUGCGUAACAACAUUCUCAACCCGCAACCAAACGCCAGCUAUCUCGACCACCUCACCAAGUACUACGCCCAAUUGACAUACUGGACUACCAAGUUUCCAGCCGGAUGCGAUAGCCUGGAGUUCAUGUGGUACGGAACUCUGGCCUACACCGCCAAUGCCGCCCCCGUCAUCAGUCAAAGCCUUCAUUUCGAGCGAUGCAAUCUUCUCUACAACCUGGGCUCGCUGUACAGUCAGAUGGGCGUCAAUGAGGGAAGGCAGGACGCAGACGGUCUAAAGAUGUCAUUCAAUUACUUUCAAAUGGCAGCAGGAUGCUUCCAGAUUCUCAUUGAGAACGGCUUGCCAGACUUGGAAAGUCUCAACAUGCGAGGACUCGAAUAUGACACCAUUUGCUGUGUUAGAGAUCUCAUGUUGGCCCAAGCACAGGAAUGUUUCUGGCAGAGAUCGCUGCUGAGUGGCUCACGAAACUCUCUGGUGGCAAAGCUCGCGCAGCAGGUAUCUCUUCUUUACGACUCGGCGCUCGCCUGGGCCCAAAAGAGCCCGCAGGUCCGAAGCGAAUGGGUGCAUCACAUGACGUGCAAACGACAGCACUUUCUAGCGGUCGCACAUUACCGAAUGGCACGUGACGCACUGGAUGGAUGCAGAUAUGGCGAGGAGAUUGCACGUCUCAAGGCUGCUCUUAAUGCCAUCAAGGAGGGGACAGGAAAGGGUAUGCUCAGAAGGUACCUGGUGGAGAGCGUGGCCGAUGAUUUGAACGGAAUCAUCGACGUAGUAACCGAAGAUCUCAAACGGGCCGAGAAGGAUAACAAUCUUAUCUAUCUCCAGUCUGUUCCUCAGACAACCGCUCUCGCUCCUAUUACACCUGCACUGAUGGUCAAAUGUACUCCUCCCGUUGAGCUGGCUAAGCCCAUAGAGUUUCUCACAAAGGACAAGCUGGGUCUUCCGCUGUUUGUCAAGCUCACGCCCUUUGCCUUUCACCAAGCCCUCGUUCUUUACUCUCAGGAAUGUGAUAAGAUUGUUUCAUCUAUUGAGAGUCAGCUGAAGAACUGCACCAACAGCAAGAACCAGGCUCUCGUGGAGAUGGCGCUACCGGGAUCAUUGGACUCGGUCGAGAAGCCCAAGGGUAUUCCUGCCGAUAUCAUUGCUCAUUCCGAUCAGAUCAAGAGUGAGCGAGGUCUUGAGACCACCAGAGAGGCCGUUAAGGACGUCCAGAGACUGGCAGCUACCGCGCGACAGGAGCUAGAGGCCGCUAAGGCUGUUCUUGACGACGAAAGAAGCGAGGACGAGAUGCUGAGACGUAAAAACAACUCUGGAUGGACCAGAUUCGACUCCAAGGAGGCUGGAGCCCACCUUUACACCCGUUUGGCAGAGCUGGAGCAGUAUCUAGCUGAUGCAGGGGCGUCUGAUAAGCUUGUUCGAGGUAAAUUGGAUGAAAUCGACUACCUCCUGUCGAUUCUCAACUCAGGGCGAAGUGCUCUAGAGAACUACUUACCAUCGUCUGUUUCUGGAGUUCGGUCUCCCGAGGUCAAGCGGCAGGUGCCCCACUUGCGAGAUCUGCUGAACAAUCUGGAGUCAUUGGAAAUCAAACGAGCUCAGUACAUGGAUCGACUGUCUCUAAAGCAGCAGAAUGACGACAUUGAACCUGUUUUGGAGUAUCACAUGAAUAAGCUCAUUCGAGAGAAGCACGCCAACCUGCGUCUGACCCUGGCUGACUUCGAGCCCAUCACAUCCAAGGAGCUGGAGAAAUACACUGUUGACCAGGACUGGGCCUCCGAACAAAAGGAGCUUCAGGAGGAGGUGCUAGAGAAGCUUGACGUUGCCAACAAGGAUUUCCGAUCCUCGCUGGACAUGAACGAUGCUGCCAUCCAUAGAGAGAACGCCAUCCAAUCUCUGGAGGUUGCUUACUUUAGCUACCAGGAACAAAAAGACCACCUCGAUGCUGGGCGAAACUUUUACAACCAGCUUCUGGGUGAGAUUUCCAUCUUCCACAAGAACUGUAAGCAGUUUGUGUACGAGCGAAAGAUGGAGGGAGCUUCUCUCGAGCACGAGUUGUCGUCUAUGCACUUGUCUGAGCAUGAACAUAGCGGAGGCCACAGCGAUACAUCCUCCACUCCCCUAGCAGCUCCCAGAGCUCAGAGAGCCAGCAACUUGAGCAUGUGGAGCCCCGAGGAUGGUAUUCGGUUUGGGUAA
Molecule: messenger RNA, 2322 nt
Organism: Yarrowia lipolytica CLIB122
Lineage: Eukaryota; Fungi; Ascomycota; Dipodascomycetes; Dipodascales
Biological process (GO): multivesicular body sorting pathway
Cellular component (GO): endosome
Molecular function (GO): protein binding
Source: RefSeq, a predicted model, not a curated record